AUGGACAGCGUCACCUUCGACAUCAACGAUGCGCUCAAGCAUUACAUGGACGAUCCCGCCAAUAUCCCGACGCCCGAGGCUGACGGAACCCUGGUCGACUGCGAAAACGAGCCCGAGGCUCUUGCCGACAAUGCCGUCAUCAACGGCGUCCUCAACCCCAUCGUCGACGCUGUGGCCGAGAACCCAGAUGCGAUCACACGCAGCCACAUCUUUGACUCGCUGCAGUUUCUCUUAAAGUGUGCACCCAUCUCCUCUCACCCCCUACUACCCUCCGCAAGAGACACGUCGCUGUUGGCAGCGGACACACCUACCCCUGCCAAGCGCGCGCGUCCUCUGGGUUCCGGCGCCACAGAUCGUCGUUUGAAGGACUCUGAUUCUGAGCUGUUCAAACAAUCCAGGUACACGUCUUUCCUGUCGGCGCACGCUCUGAGCAAAAUCUUUGACCUGAUUACCUCCGGCCUCGCCACCGAAGCCGAUGUCAUCCACCAUGAUCUCGAAUCGGACGAGCAAGAGCUCAUCGCGCACCACAAGCAACUGCUCGAGAUGUACGGCUUUCUCCUGCAGUGGACUAUCGCCGCCGUCGAGACCAAGGCCGCCGAGAAGUCGUCGACAACAGUGCCCACGCGGGGCCGCGGCAAGCCCAAGGGCAAGAAAGACAGCGGAAGAGACGCAACCUGGGACUCGUCGACACAGUUAGAGACGGCGCUCAGCACGAUGUGCAAAGUGCUGCGCCUGAAACUGAACAAUAUUUUCUUGACAACAUCAGAGCGUGACACCUUCAUAUCGCUGCUGACGCGCCCUGUCUACAUGGUCCUUGAGAGCGAGCAGCGCGUCAAGAGCACCAGCAUCCGGAUGCACGCUUUUAAGGUGCUCUGCGUUGCGGUCAAACACCAUGGCCACGGAUACGCCGCCCAAAUAUCCAUCGUGCAGAAUCUGACGUACUUCGAACACCUGUCGGAGCCAAUGGCCGAGUUCCUCCACAUCCUGGCGGAACAGUACGACUACCCGCAGCUGGCAGACGAGAUCCUGCGAGAGCUCAGCAACAAGGAAUUCAACAGCAACGAUACCAAGGGGCCGAAGUCUGUUUCCUCCUUCAUGAUUCGACUGUCUGAGCUCGCGCCGCGGUUGGUCAUUAAGCAGGUCACAUUGUUGGCAAAGCAACUGGACAGCGAGUCUUACACCCUCCGGUGCGCCCUGAUCGAAGUGUUCGGCAACAUGCUUGCGUACCUGAGCAAGUCAGAGGAGAGAGGAGAGAGCCACAAGACGCAGAUGAAUGCAUUCUUUGACGUGUUGGAGGAGCGCUUCCUUGAUAUCAACCCUUACUGUCGAUGCAGGACUAUCCAAGUCUACGUCAAGCUGUGCGAGCUGGACCAAAAAUUCCCAAAGCGGCGGCAGAAGGCAGCCGAGUUGGCAUGCCGUAGUCUCGAGGAUAAGAGCAGCCAUGUCAGGCGAAACGCCAUCAAGCUCCUUGGCACCCUUAUCAGGACACAUCCAUUUACCGCACUCCACGGCGCGCAGCUCGCUAAGAAGGACUGGCAGGAGCGGCUGGAAAAGGUUGACGCUGAGCUAAACGCACUUAAACCGCCGGUUGAUGCGCCUGGGCUUGAUGGCGACAAGGCCAAUACCACGGUGGAUCAGGACCUGCUGGACGAUGCCACCCAGAUCGAGCAGUCCCCGAAGAAGCAGCCGGCAGAGAUGACCGACGAGGAGAAGAUUGCCGCCAUCCGGAAGGCCCAAGAAGAGGCGGCCACCUCUGAGGCCAUCGAGAAGCUGACGCUGACGAAGCGGUACUACACCGAAGCCCUCAAGUUCAUUGACGUCCUGCACGAGGCGACCGAAACGGUGUGCCAGCUACUUGGAUCCCGCAACAAGAGCGAGGUCAUCGAGGCGAUGGACUACUUCGAGAUCGGUGACGCUUAUAAUAUCGAGAACAACAAGGUCGGCAUUCGUCGGAUGCUCAGACUCAUCUGGACGAAGGGCAACAGCGACGAGGGCAAGGGCGUGCAAACCCAUCUGAUCGAGUGCUACAAGCGUCUCUUCUUCGAAGCGCCAGACAACUUCAGCCCCAACGAUGCGGCCAACUAUAUCGCGAGGAAUAUGAUCAGUCUGACAUUUGGCGCGACACCUGCCGAGCUAACCUCCCUGGAGCAGCUAUUGAGCACCAUGAUGAAGCAAGGCAUGAUCCCCGAGCUGGUCAUCGCGAAGCUGUGGCAGGUCUAUGGUGUGCAGAAGCGAGAAAUCUCCCGGAAGCAGAGGAGGGGUGCCAUCAUCGUUCUCGGCAUGCUCGCUACUGCUAGCCCAGAGAUUGUCGUCGGUGAGAUGGAGACGAUGCUGCGUACAGGGCUCGGAUCCCACGGUCGUGCGGAUCUCCAGCUGGCCAAGUACACUUGCGUCGCCCUCCGGCGCAUCAAUCCCACGGGUCGUCAGGCCAAAGAGUCCACCGCCCCGAAGUUCGCCCGGCUGCCAAACGACCAUGCUGUGCUCGUGAGACUGGCUGCUAUCACGGAAGUGCCCACUGACAGCAAGGACUGGUAUGGUGUUGCUGAGCAGGCCAUCAAUGCUAUUUACGCUAUCUCGAAGCAUCCAGACGUGCUCUGCUCUGAGAUAAUACGGCGCAAGACGAAAGCUGUCUUCUCUCGCCCCGGCUCACGUGCGAGUUCACAACCAACUUCGCGUCCCGGUUCCCGCGACGAGGCUCAACCGGCACCGAGUCAAGUUACGGCUACCGAAGGUGCAGACGGCGACCCAACUGUCAUCGGCUCACAACCGUCGCCCACAAGCCCGACAAAAAAGCGGAACAACAAGGACAGCACCGUCGGUCUCUCCCAGCUCCUCUUCAUAGUCGGCCACGUCGCUAUCAAGCAGAUUGUGCACCUCGAACUCUGCGAGUUGGACAUCAAGCGCCGGAAUCAGGAAAAGGAGAAAACUUCUGGGGCAUCGAAGGAGCGUUCUUCUCUCGGUGUGAGCACCUCCAGCCGCCGAUCUGCCUCGAACAAGGAAAAGUCAAAGGCAGAGGAAGAGGGCGACGAGCUUGACCUCAUCGGCGGCACAACCGAGGACGAGGUCACGGACCAGAUAGCCUACAUCCGUGAGCACGAGCUGGUCACCGGGGAGACUUCGCUCCUUGCCCUCUUCGGCGGAAUGGUCAGGGAGAUCUGCGCCCGGAAUGACCUCUACCGCGACCGCAACCUGCAGCAGGCGGCUACCCUCUGUCUGGCAAAGUUCAUGUGCGUCUCAUCCGAGUACUGCGAGGCCAACCUAGGCCUGCUCAUCACCAUCAUGGAGAAGUCCACCGACGCGACAGUGCGCAGCAACGCGGUGAUCGCCCUGGGUGACAUGGCCGUGUGCUUCAACCACCUGAUCGACGAGCACAGCGACUUCCUGUACCGCCGCCUCGCGGAUCCGGACCCGUCGGUCAAGCGGACGUGUUUGAUGACGCUGACCUUCCUGAUCCUGGCCGGGCAGGUGAAAGUCAAGGGCCAGCUGGGCGAGAUGGCCAAGUGCCUGGAGGACGAGGACAAGCGGAUCGCCGACCUGGCGCGCAUGUUCUUCACCGAGCUGAGCACCAAGGACAACGCCGUGUAUAACCACUUUGUGGACAUGUUCAGCCUGUUGUCGGCGGAUCGGCGGAUCAACGAGGAGAGCUUCAGGCGGAUUGUGCGGUUCUUACUUGGGUUUGUGGAGAAGGACAAACAUGCCAAGCAACUCGCGGAGAAGCUGGCUGCCAGGCUGGCCCGGUGCGAGAAUGAGCGGCAGUGGAAUGAUGUGGCGUUUGCGCUGGGCUUGCUGCAGCACAAGAAUGAGGAUAUCGCCAAGCUGGUGUCCGAGGGGUUCAAGAUGGUACAGGCUCCUGCGUAG
This is a messenger RNA of Chaetomium strumarium, 3858 nucleotides long. RefSeq names its product condensin component-like protein. The transcript is spliced from 4 exons. NCBI's taxonomy places the organism in Eukaryota, Fungi, Ascomycota, Sordariomycetes, Sordariales, Chaetomiaceae. The coding region runs from base 1 to 3858 and encodes 1285 amino acids. Gene Ontology annotation, molecular function: histone binding. The record is from RefSeq and is a predicted model, not a curated record. Gene Ontology annotation, cellular component: condensin complex; nucleus; condensed chromosome, centromeric region. Gene Ontology annotation, biological process: mitotic cell cycle; meiotic chromosome condensation; mitotic chromosome condensation.